Messenger RNA from Entrophospora candida, 912 nucleotides. The record is from the annotation of a GenBank genome assembly. NCBI's taxonomy places the organism in Eukaryota, Fungi, Glomeromycota, Glomeromycetes, Entrophosporales, Entrophosporaceae.
AUGGGAAACUGCUGUUGUGGUGCUGCUCAGAAACUUUGUAUAAAUUGUAAGGAAAAAGAAGCAUAUACAGGUUCACUUUGGUGCUCAAAACAUUGUAGAAAUCAAACUCCAAACUGGCAAAGAUUGACGAAUGAAAAAAGUAAACGACUUUGCAUAUAUUGUAAAAGAAAAAAUGCGCUUAAAGGAAGUGAUUUUUGUUCUAAUGAUUGUGAAAUAUCUAUUAAAAGAAUGGCGCCAUGUUUGUUGAGGUUGCCAUCAGAUGGUCAAAAAUACAAAGAUAUAACUAAUCAAUUUAUAACUGCUUGGAAACACCCUGGAAAAACUCCACCGGAAGUUGCUGAUAUAUGGAAGAUCUUUUGUUCAGAAAAUUUAAAUACUCGGUAUAAUAUGUAUCGUAAUGAAGUUGAAAAUAAACGUAAAUUUGCUGGUAAAUUUUUCGGAAAAGGUGAGGGAAAACGUAAAAUGAGUGCAGGAAAUGAACAAAGAAGAUUUCAUGGAACAAAAACGUCGUGUUAUAUAGGUUUAACAAGUGGUGAUGUGUGUAACGGCCCAGCAUGUUCCGUUUGUUGCAUUAUAAGAGAAGGUUACAAGCUGAGAUAUGCGAACACCACAUAUCAAAGAUUUGGCAGAGGUAUAUAUUUCUCUGGAACAUCAUCCAAAUCUGAUGAUUAUAAUGAAGGCUCAUUAAAAUAUUCUCAAGGCUCAAAAUACAAAGUAAUGAUAUUGAAUAAAGUUGUUGUUGGACAAGGAUAUCAAUUAACUAAAAAUAGUAUGGAUUUAACUGAGCCCCCAGCAGGUUUUGAUUCAAUAUUAGGUGAACCAAGUGAUACUGGCAACUUAAAUUACGAUGAAAUUGUUGUAUAUAGAGAGGAAUCAUCCAUCCCUCAAUAUUUGAUUGUUUACAAAGUUUAA